UUGUCACUGCGAAUACAAGCCAUACAAAUGUUUUUACGCUCACCAUUAUAAAAAUAAAUAACUAAUUAUUUAAAUAUGCCGACCCAGCUCAACAGAAAAGGCUACACACGGCUGUGUACCGCCCUUCUUAUAUAAUAAGUUCCACGCUUUUUCUUGAUCACACACAGUUCUGGAUAAACACAGCUAGCUAGCUAAGCUUCUACUUCCUCCGGAUCCCUUCAUCUCCUCCUUCCGUCUCUGUCAUGAGUUUCGUGGAGCAGAUCCCCGAUAGAACCCACAAUGGCUUCCAUCUCAUUGGCAACGACGGCGCCACUUGCUCCCACAAAAGGCUGGAAGGAAAGGUCGCAUUAAUCACCGGCGGUGCGGGAGGUAUCGGCGAAGCCACCGUCCGCCUCUUCAUCCGCCACGGCGCCAAAGUGGUGAUCGCCGACAUCAACGACUCCGCCGGACAAUCCCUUGCCGACUCAAUCUCCCCCUCCGCCGCCUUCAUCCACUGCGACGUCACACUCGAGUCUGACAUCGAGUCCGCCGUCAACUACACCCUUGCCCGCCACGCCCGCCUCGACAUCCUCUGCAACAUCGCCGGUGUACUCGGCAGGCAAUCCGGCUCCAGAAAGAGUAUCGCCGAACUCGACGCGGAGGAAUUUGACCGCGUCAUGCGCGUCAACGUGCGCGGCGCCGCGCUAGGAAUGAAACACGCGGCGAGGGUCAUGGCGGCGCGCAGGUCCGGCUGCAUCGUGUCGAUGGCGAGCGUCGCAGGCGUGACUGGCGGGCUCGGGCCUCACGCAUACACUGCGUCGAAGCACGCGGUGGUGGGGCUCACGAAAAACGCGGCGUGCGAGCUGGGGGCGAGCGGGGUGCGGGUGAACUGCGUGUCGCCGUUCGGUGUGGCGACUCCAAUGCUUGUGAAGGCGUGGAGGAAGGAAGGGGAGGAGGAGAAGGGAGUGCCGGGGAAAGAGGAGGUGAAGAAGAUGGAAGACUUUGUUAAUGGGUUGGCGAAUCUGAAAGGUACGACGCUAAAGGCUUGGGAUGUAGCGGAAGCCGUGCUUUAUCUUGCAAGCGAUGAGUCCAAAUAUGUGAGCGGGCAUAAUCUUGUGGUUGAUGGAGGCGUCACGACCUCUACUAAUCUCAUUGGUUUGUAGGAAUUUAGAUGAAAGGAGGACAAGAGACUGAGUUGAAAUUGUUGAUGAGUAAUAAUUAGCAAGCAAGAUUCAAGUACGUUUUGCGGUGGGGGAAUUGGGUUUUUUCUAUUAUGAGACAUAUAUUAUUUUAAAAAGCGUUGAACUUUUUUCA
Messenger RNA from Dendrobium catenatum, 1293 nucleotides. Its product is annotated as sex determination protein tasselseed-2. Gene Ontology annotation, molecular function: oxidoreductase activity, acting on the CH-OH group of donors, NAD or NADP as acceptor. The record is from RefSeq and is a predicted model, not a curated record. Bases 243 to 1142 code for a protein of 299 amino acids. The transcript has 2 exons. NCBI's taxonomy places the organism in Eukaryota, Viridiplantae, Streptophyta, Magnoliopsida, Asparagales, Orchidaceae.